Molecule: messenger RNA, 3181 nt
Organism: Cuscuta epithymum
Lineage: Eukaryota; Viridiplantae; Streptophyta; Magnoliopsida; Solanales; Convolvulaceae
Source: the annotation of a GenBank genome assembly
AAACAAAUCCUGUAUCAAUUUUUUAAGCACAGUCAUUCAAUUAUCCUAAAACGGCAGAAAUGAAAACUUGCUAGAUCCAGCUUCUCUUCUCUAUCCCCAGACCCCAGCUUACUGCUUAUUACGGAGUAUAUAACGCACUCUAUUCCUACUUUAAUCCCUGCGGCGUAUUUCUUCCGGAUAUCUUCUGAGUCUUCUCCUCCUAUCUCCUCGUUGACGUGGGUGUAAGAUAUGAAGAAGUGAAACAAUUUUAUCUAACCUGCGGCGCUUGCCGUAGCACAUCAGAGGACUUUAGUCGUGAUGAAUCGUACUAAAAUAACCAAAUUAACUACUUUGGUACCGCCAACAGAGAAUAAACCCCUCUCCUACCCACCAUCUCCAAGUCAUCUACCCUCUGCUUUACAACAGUACAUCAAUUCAGACCACCCUUCACACGGCCAAAAGGUCCAUUCCCACAUCCUAAAAACUGGUGUCAAACCCAAUAUCAAUAUCUCCAUCAAGCUCCUGAUUCUUCACAUCAAAUCAUCCUCCAUCACUUAUGCUCGCCAGGUGUUUGAUGAAUUGCCCCAACUAACACUCUCGGCUUAUAACUACAUGCUUUCUGGGUACAUAAGGAAUGGGCUAGUCCAAGAAUCUUAUGAUUUAGUUAGAAAACAGAGUUUUUCUGGUGAAAAAGCUGAUGGGUUCACAUUUUCGAUGAUCUUGAAAGGGUCAACUUGUUUGGAUGUAGCAGGAUUGCAAGGUUGCUUGGUACCGACACAGGUUCACACUCAGAUUUUAAGGUCUGGGGUUGAAGGUGAUAGUGUGCUUUAUACAGUGUUGGUCGACGCGUACGUCAAGAACAGAAGGCUACAUUAUGCCCGCAGAGUGUUUGAUUUGAUGCGGGAAGACAACUUUGUUUGCUCUACCUCAAUGAUUACCGGUUAUAUGAAUCAAGGAAACAUGGAUGAUGCAGAAGAUGUGUUCAAGAAAACGCUCACAAAAGAUGAGGUUGUUUUCAAUGCAAUGAUCGAAGGCUAUAGCAAAUCCAUCAAAACCGCCAAAAAAGCAAUUGAGUUUUACAUCCACAUGAAAAGAUUGGGAUUUAACCCCACAGUUUCCACAUAUGCAAGCCUGACCGGGGCUUGCUCUGCUCUAGUUGCGUUUGAAGUCGGCCAGCAAGUCCAAGGGCAAGUAGUUAAGACUAACUUCUUUCAACACGUAAAGAUCGGGAGUGCUUUGAUUGACAUGUUUUCAAAAUGCGGACAAACCGAGGCAGCAAGAAGUGUUUUUGACCACAUGCCCGAAACAAAUGUUUUUUCUUGGACUUCAAUGAUUGAUGGGUAUGGGAAGAACGGGUAUCCGAACGAAGCUCUUGUUCUGUUUGAUGAAAUGCUCAUAAGCCAUCAUCUGAAACCUAACUACGUUACAUUCCUAAGUGCUCUCUCAGCAUGUGCACAUUCCGGGCUAGUAGCCAAAGGGAAGUCCAUCUUUUCAAGGAUGUCAAAGGACUAUUCGAUGAAGCCAAGAAUGGAGCACUAUGCAUGCAUGGUUGAUUUGUUGGGCCGGGCUGGAAGUCUAAACCAGGCUUUGCAGUUUAUCAUAGAUAUGCCCGAGAAGCCCAACUCUGAUGUUUGGGCUGCAUUGCUUAGCUCUGGAAGACUACACGGAGACGUGGAGAUCACUAACUUAGCUGCUAACGAACUGUUCAAUUUAAGCGGGGAUGGUCGGCCCGGCGCAUAUGUUGCUCUAUCAAAUACUUUUGCAGAGGCAGGAAAAUGGGAUGGUGUUGAUGAGGUUAGAGCGUUGAUGAAGUCACGUGGGAUAUCCAAAGGUGCAGGGUUCAGUUGGGUUGGGAGAGAUGGAAGCUUUCAUGAUGGGAAACAGACUUAAUUAAGGGUUCGUCUCCAACCUUGUGCGGUUGGAUGGUGGUGGCAGCGGCUGGUUCAUAUGCUCGCAGACCCUAAAUUCAUUAAAUAGAAAAGGCCCAUAAGCUCUAUCUCAAGAAGCAAGUGAGCGGGUGCGCGGGUCGACAGGGGCGGAGCCAGGACACUGGGCCGGACUGGGCUGGCAAAUUUGAAGAAGAAAAAUUUCGCUCUUACUCAUGGACAAAGACGGAGUUGAAGCCAUCUCACUUCACAUACCUAUUAUUGGUCGACAUCAAGGGCCAACUCAAGGGGAUAGAUGCCAUGGAAAAAAAUGUACAGACGAUGAAAAGCCAUUGAUUCGAACCUUAUGUCUACAUAAAAGGAUCAAUAGACAUACACUACAUUGCUGGUGGUCACAAUGAAAAAGCCGAGGCUGUAAUGAAGGAGAUGGAAGAAGGGGACUAGAAGGAACGCCGUUUUGUGCGCACAUUGCUCCUUCCUCUCUAUGCUUCCCUUGGCAAGGCAGAGGAAGUUAGCAGAAUCUGGGAAGCUUGCGAUUCCUGCUUGGGAACUUUGAAGAAAAACGAAGAGGCAGAAGAUCUCAUUUCGACAGCUUACCAUGUUUUAUUAAGUGUGUAUGCAAAACUCAAGAUGUUGGAGAAAGGGAAUUGAAUGAGCUUGUAAAGAGGAUGGGACAAAACCAUUGCCCGGUGGGGCCAUUCACUUGGGAUGCACUUUUUAAGCUUUAUUGUAAUGCUGCAGAAGUGGAAUAGGCUGUGACUCUAUACUGAAAAAUGCGGCCACAAAGCGUCAGAAAAUGCCACUGUACAGAUCCUAUGCCACCAUCAUGGAGAAAUAUGCAGCAAAAGGCGACGUACACAACUGUGAGAAGAUGUUAUACAGAAUGAGGCAGGUGGGGUACACAUCCCGGCUUAAAAAAUUCCAAACACUUCUUCAGGCAUAUAUAAAUGCCAAAGUUCCUGCUUAUGGAAUGAGUGAGAUAAUGAAGGCUGAUAAGUGAUAUUGUGAUAACAUAUUUGCGAACAGAAAAUUGGCUAGCAUGUUGGCUCAGGUUGAUGGAUUCAGACAUACGGAAUUGUCGGAGAUACUGGAUCGAUCAGCUUCUGGUACUGGGUAGUUUAUAACUGAACUGCAGAAUUUGGUCUGCUUAUUAUGAUUUUGUAGUCCUUCGUCUACUUGUGAUGUUGAAUGUGUUUUCUUGUUAUGUUUCACUUGAACAACCUGAUCGGCGUUGUGAUUCAUUUUAAAUAAAUUUAAACUAUCGCCUAGGUUUUGACAAUGUUAGGAUAAAUAAUACCAAAAGAUAUGGACAACAA